CUCUGUUGAGUUCAUUUUCUAGUAGCAAAUAAACCAUCAGUAAGAACGCACGCUGCUCAUCAUUUCUCCACCUUUAAAAUACAGUGACAUAGUAAAAUCAACCUAAUUAACACCCACAUAAUGGUCGUUAUCGAGCCGGAUCAAAGUUGUUUACUACAAAUUCGCCGGUAACCAGCCCGGCUGAGAACAAAAGAAUUCUUAUCUAUCGUCGAGUGAAGUCGAGAAAACAAGUGUUAAUUUAAAAUAAAAUUAAAGUAAUGCAAGUGUGGACAUUAAUUUAAACAGUGUUAACUUAUGGACUAACCAGUGCUUAAAAACGAAACCUAAAGAACUAAAUACCUAAUCAAAGUGUGUAUGAACGCUAAGUGAAUAACUAUUAUAAGAAUUGACUUUGUGAACGUGUUGAACAUUAAAAUAGUGCGAUAUACCUACCUAACAAUUUGGACUAUCAAACGUAAAUAUAGUGUUUAUGCAAAAUGGAAGCGGAAAAGGAACUAUUGCAAAUUUUAGAAGAUAAAAUAUCAAUGUUACAAAAAGUGUUAGUUAACUUCAAGAAAUGUCCUAAGGCUAGGCUUACGAAAGGUUACAUUACCGUGAGACUACAAACUAUUCAAGAAUAUUGGCGAGACUUUACGAAUGCACAUUUGGCCCUAACUAGAAAAGUACCUAAACAAAAUAGACAGAAUUACCCGUACUUUGCAAACGACGAGUACUACGAAGUUGAAGAAUUAUACUUGGGUUUACAAGCGGAUUUGAAUGACUUAUUAUCCGAGUGCUCGCCGUCAGCCACCAGCCGGCAGUCAGCAGGCGCAGCCAGCACCAACAUGGAGACCGCUGACGCGUCGCAGGUCAAGCUACCAAGGAUACAGCUGCCUACAUUCUCAGGAUCUUACGAAGAGUUCCCAGCCUUCAAGGAUUUGUUUACAUCAUUAGUAGACAACAAUGUUACACUUAGCAAUGUCCAAAAGUUACACUACUUGAAGAGUAGCAUCAAAGGAGAACCAGAGUCGUUACUGAAGCACAUGCAAGUUGUAGAAUGCAAUUACGAACCAGCGUGGAAACUGUUACAAGAACGAUACAACAAUAUGAGACUUAUUACCAACUCUGUGUUGAAGCGAUUAUUUAACCAAAGGAAGAUCUCUGCACCUACAGCUGACAACAUUCGUUCACUGUUAGACACAACUAAUGAUUGUCUAAACAGCCUGAGAAACCUAAGCAUAUCAACUGAUUCUUGGGAUCCAGUUAUCAUAUUUCUGGUCAUUCAGAAGUUGGACCCAGAGUCACAUCAAGAAUGGGAACAAUCAGCUUUCAAUGGAAACAGCGCAGAACUACCUAAGUGGACGGAGUUAUCUAGAUUCUUAGAAACUAAGUAUCGAACACUGGAGCUAGUUAACCCACCGCAGAGACAGAAGAUUACGCAGAGCCAAAAUAGAGAAAGAGAAUACAAAGUUCUUGUUUCUACGGAUACCAACAGUAACAAUAACUAUAACAACAAGGAGAAAUACUGCUCAAUGUGCAAAGAAAACCACACCUUAUGUCAUUGUAGAGAGUUCAUAUCAAAGGUACCAAGAGAGAGAUGCGAGUUCGUGAAAAGCAAUCAACUAUGUUUCAAUUGUUUGGCCCCAGGACAUUCAGCUUUUAGAUGUCGACUCAGAAUGUUCUGCCGAGUAUGCAAGAAGCGUCAUCACACGCUACUGCAUGAGACCUAUCAACCAAACAAUGUAGAAUGUCACCAUGAUACAGCUACCAACGAGAACAACAACAACAAUGAACCAGUCUCAGAGCUAUCAACCAACAUAGCAACCAACACGUCUACUGCGCUCCUGGCUACAGCCCUAGUACCAGUGAGAGAUGAAUCAUCAGGACGUGUCACCAUGUUAAGAGCACUAAUCGACAAUGGAUCACAAGCAAGUUUUAUUAGUGAGAGAGCCGCCCAGUUACUUAAGCUGAAGAGGAUACCCUGCAAUGGUACAAUCACUGGCGUCGGCACAACAAAGACAACAGUCAAACACGUAGCACAAAUUGAGGUUCUUUCAAGCCAAGAUAACAAAUUCAGCCUCAAAUUGAAAGUUUAUGUAAUGCCUACGCGUUUAACAUCACAAUUACCAACGAGAGUUAUCUCUGAACGCACCUGGUCACACAUCCAUGGUAUAGCUUUAGCUGACCCCGGCUUCAACCAACCUGGACCUGUAGACAUGCUGCUGGGUGUAGAAGUGUGUGCCGCAAUUAUGAAAGGCGAGAUUAUCAAGGGUCCCCCAGGCACCCCUAGUGCUCAAAAUACCAGCCUUGGGUGGAUUCUCUUCGGGCACAUCACUUCAGAGGAACACAGAGAUGAAUAUACAGUAAUGCACCAUCAGAUUGAUCUGGAAAUAAACAGUAUGCUAAAACAAAUGUGGGAAUUGAAUGAUCAUGAGCAAAAGAUCCUAACCGCAGAAGAGAGAAGAUGUGAAGAAAUAUAUGAAUCAAAUCAUUCCAGAACAGAAGAUGGCAGAUACAUUGUGAAGUUGCCUUUUAAAACAGAGAAUAGAUUAUCAAUACAGAAUGGAUCGAGAGACAUAGCUCUGAGAAGUCUAAAGCAACUAGAGAGACGCUUCGAAAAGAAUCAAAAGCUAAAGGAAGAAUACACAAAAGUGAUAGAAGAAUAUCUUGAGAUGGAGCAUAUGGAAGAAGUACCUAUAGAAGAAAUCAACAAGCCAGCUGUAUACUUACCUCAUCAUGCAGUUAUGAAAGAAGAGAAAGAAACAUCAAAAUGUAGAGUGGUAUUCAACGCCUCAUGCAAGGGAACCAACAAUACUUCCCUGAAUGAUGAACUGCUAGUUGGUCCACAACUACAAGAAGACAUGCGAAGCAUUAUAAUGAGAUGGCGCAUGCACAAAGUUUGCUUCGCUGCUGACGCAGUUAAAAUGUACCGAAUGAUAUUAAUAACAGAGGAGGACAAAGAUAAUCAAAGAAUCCUAUGGCGUAAAAGUAGAACCGAACCUGUAAAAGAUUAUCGAUUAAACAGAGUAACAUUCGGAACGGCUUCAGCCCCUUACCUAGCCGUUAAAACUUUGCUUCAGCUAGCUAAAGAUGAAGGCCACAUUAACGAAGAAGCAGCUAAAAUAAUCAAAGAAGAUUGUUUCAUGGAUGAUAUAGUAUCUGGAAAGGAAACACUAAAAGACGCAAUCAAAACAGCUAAAGAUAUAGAGAAGAUAUUACAGAAAGGAGGUUUCAUAUUACAGAAGUGGUGCUCAAAUGACGUAGAUUUCCUGAAACAAUUCGAACCAUCAAAGAUUAGCACUCAUGUCAAUAUUAAAUUUGGCAUAGAUGGUAUCAUAAAGACACUAGGUAUCAUCUGGAACAUGGGAGAAGAUGUAUUUCAAUAUCAAAACAACUUACCUGCUACAGCUGAAUCUUACACGAAGAGAAGUAUCCUGGCAGAAAUACAGAAGUUGUUCGAUCCUCUCGGAUGGAUUGCCCCGGCGAUUAUCCCUGCAAAGAUACUCAUGCAAAGAUUAUGGUUACAAAGAACUGGAUGGGAUGAAGACGUAGACGAAGAAGCAAGAGAAGAGUGGAUAGAACUUAGAGAGAAAUUUCAAGAGCUGGACCAAGUACAAGUAAAGAGAUGGCACGAAACGACUGAAAGCAACAGAGAUCAUACAUCUAUACAUGGUUUCUGUGAUGCUUCCACCAAAGCCUAUGCAGCAGUAGCAUAUCUCAGAGUAGAAGACAAAGAAGGAAAUGUAACAACCAACAUAAUAGCCGCUAAAACUCGAGUAGCACCACUAAAACCAGUAACACUCCCUCGUCUGGAACUAUGCGGUGCAGUACUGCUUGCAAAGAUGCUGAAACAAAUAAGAGAAGCCAUGAGGAUUUCUGAAAGUAAAGUUCAUGCUUGGACAGACUCCACAAUCGUACUGUCCUGGUUGUCUGGAGAUCCAGCAAGAUGGAACACCUUCGUACGUAAUCGAGUUGUUACUAUCUUAGACGAUGUUAAUAACAAUUGGCAUCAUGUCCAGACUCACGAGAAUCCAGCAGAUGUAGCUACGAGAGGCAUUGAAAUAGGAGAUUUAAAGGAACACAAACUAUGGUGGAAGGGCCCACAGUGGCUAAGAGAGAAAGAAGUCAUCUACAGCAAACCGGCAUACCUGGAAACAAACCUGGAAAAAAGAGAAAAGAUAAAGAUUAAUACAACAAUAGUAAAUGAAGAUGAAAACAUAGAGAAACAAUUUGAAAACAUGGAAGAUUUAACACAACUCCUCAUAGUCAUCACACACUGCAGAAGAUUCAUGCGAUACAAGAAAGAUAACCUGAAAGAAAGACCUAUAACUACAAAGGAACUGAAUGAAUCACUAAACGCAUGCAUAAAAAUAGUUCAAAGAAAUAAUUUCGAAGAAGAAAUAAACAGAUUAAAAGAAAACCUUGAAGUCAAAAGGGAAAGUAAGUUGAGUUUACUAAAACCAUACAUGGAUAAUGAAGGAAUAGUAAGAGUGGGUGGAAGACUGAGACACGCAAACAUAGAAGAAGACAGAAAACACCCCAUCAUUAUACCAAGUGAAGGUUACCUUACCACAUUAAUAAUCGCUGAUGCACAUGCAAAAACGUUACAUGGAGGAAUCCAACUUAUGCUUGAGUACCUGAGAUCAAAAUAUUGGAUUCUGAAAGUAAAGAAUUUAGUAAAAACGAUGAUACGUAAUUGCUUGAUAUGCGCCAAACAGAGAGCAUUAGUAAGAAACCAGCUGAUGGGAGACCUACCGACAGCCCGAGUCAACCCAGCCAGACCGUUCUAUAAUAGUGGCGUUGAUUUCGCGGGUCCUUAUCAAGCCACGAAAGCAAUACACUUAGAACUUGUCGGAGAUCUGACAUCAGAGGCAUACAUAGGUGCAUACAGGAGAUUCAUCUCAAGACGAGGCCGCUGCUCGCACCUAUGGAGUGACCAGGGAAGAAACUUUAUCGGCGCCGACAAGGAGUUAAAAACAGCAUUGAAGGAGGCUAAACUCGAUUUUGAAGGAGACAUAGCAGAGACACUUGCCAAAGAUGGAACUCAAUGGCAUUUCAUUCCUGGAUAUAGCCCUCAUAUGGGAGGCUUAUGGGAGGCGGGCGUCAAGUCCAUGAAGUACCACAUGAAAAGAAUCCUGACCUCUCACCUCACGUUCGAAGAGAUGUCUACACUCCUGUGUCAGAUAGAAGCCUGUCUUAACUCCCGGCCUAUAUCUACAAUUGAAUCUGAAUCUGAAACAAUAACACUAACACCAGGCCAUUUCCUGAUCGGCGAAGCGCCUGUGACUGUUCCAAACCCAGACCUGAAGUCAGUGAAGGUUAGUCGACUGACACGUUGGCAACAUCUACAGAAACUCCUAUCAGACUUUUGGCAAAUAUGGCAGAGUGAAUACCUCGCAAGAUUACAACAAAGACCAAAAUGGCUAAAGAAAGUACAGGAAUUUGAAAAAGGACAAAUUGUACUUAUAAAAACAGAAAACCUGCCACCCGGCAAAUGGAGUCUCGGCCGCAUCGUGGACAAGCACCCGGGCGCUGACGGAGUCACCAGAGUGUACAGUGUGAAGAGUGGUAAUAGUGUAGUGCAAAGACCUAUGAAUAAAUUGUGUUACUUACCUAUAGACACUGCCACUUAAAACUUAAUUAUUUAAUAUUUUCAGUAGCUUUGUUUACCUAACUAAUUCUAAAUGAAAUAAGUUGCAUGAUCAAAUACUUAAGUUAAAAUGUUCUUAUUACCUAACGUUACUUAUUAAAAAAUGUAGUAUUUACUUAAUCAAUCUUUAAGAUACAGUCCACAGUAUUAAAAUUCAGUUUAAAUAAAAAUGCAUGGUAAUUUGUAAGUAAAGAAGUAUGUAUUCAGUCAAGUAAAGGAUCUAUCAUAUCAAUUCUAUCUAUUUAAGGCCAUUAGCAUUGUAUAAUCACUUUUUUAAAAGGGCCUUUAAUAAAUGCCCUUUGGGGGGCGGUAUGUUGAGUUCAUUUUCUAGUAGCAAAUAAACCAUCAGUAAGAACGCA
Molecule: messenger RNA, 5988 nt
Organism: Plutella xylostella (diamondback moth)
Lineage: Eukaryota; Metazoa; Arthropoda; Insecta; Lepidoptera; Plutellidae
Source: RefSeq, a predicted model, not a curated record